GAUUAUCGCAUUCAUUUUCGGAACAUACACAAGCCGAGGGGUGAAUGCGACGAAUAUAAAUAAUGUAGUGUGCGUCUUUUAGUUAAAAAGUCGUUUAAUAAUUAACGAUUUAUCUGUAUGUGCUGUACGUCGAUGUUACGAAUCAUGCUCGCCCGAUGAAAAAUUGUGCCUUAAAAAAUUCGUGACAUUUCGAUUGUUCGAGUUGAGAGAAAGACAGGGGUUUGUUGUUACCUGUGAACGAGGACAAUAGGGUAGGGACUCGCAGUUUCUCGGUAUUUGUAACCAAAAGAAUUGACGAAACCUACUAUCCGAGAGAGAAAGAGUACCCGGUGACGUUUUACGAAAUGUCAGUUCCCAUUAUGAUAAGACUGUACGCAUUAGUGUUGUGAGUACUAUUGUGAUACGAAUGUCAAUCCAGUUUGAGGUUAAAACCCACAACACUCUAUGUAAACGUAUAUCUAAUUUUAUCCCGCCUACAUUGGACAAUAGAAUCAAAUGUGAUAAGUUAUAAGGCCAGCCUUUAACUUGUCUACCUUUUAUGCCAGAGGAAUGGUAUGACGAUGCAGGCUGUUGGAAAAUAGUUCUUGUACAUUGUGGUGAUCCAUUCUGGUGUAUCGUCUAUGCAUUAAUGUGUGUACACCAUUUGUGUUAUGUUUCAAUCUGAGUGAAUAGAGAACGUAAAAUCAUGGCAGAUCGGGAUUAUGAUAUGGGUCCUGCAACAGAAAUGAUGGUAAAUGAUUUUGAUGAUGAACGAACAUUGGAUGAAGAAGAAGCGUUAGAAGGUAGUGAAGAUUCUCACAACGAGUUGUCCAAUUUGCAAAAGGAUCAAGCCUGAGAAAUGAAAAAAUCGAGCCCAUAAAUAAUUACAAUUAUGAUAAGUUUCUGCAACACUUUGGACUCAAAGAAGGUGAUAUGCCACUGAAAGAUCUACUUGCCAUGUACGGGUACGGUGAUCCCUCGACGGAGAACUCGAACAGUUCCGAUCACAUGUUACUGCCAUCUGGAAGUGGUGAUCCUGAGACCGAGGAGCAUUACUCGGAUAAAGGUGACAACGAUGCGGACGACGAUGAUGAUGACGACGAGGCCGAUGCGGCUAGCAACGAGCCGGAUCUCAAGCAAUUCUACACAGAAAUGCUGGUGAAAGGAAAGGAUAAGGCGUCAUCAUUAUCAGGAUCAACAAUGAAAAGCAAUAGCAGUGGUGGAGUAGUCAGUAGAGACAAUAGGAAGCGUAGAAUGGACGAUGACGAAGAUGAUGAUGAAGACGCCGAAGCCGAAGAAUGCUCGAUGACUGACACUCGAAGUGGAAACGGAAAGAAAACUAGAUCGUCGCCUACGAUAGUGAACGCUAAUGCUGUUACAUGCGACGGUAUAGUUAAUUUAGGUACAGCCAGUGUUGCCGACAGUAUUGUCGAAGAAAGUAGCGCCAGUGGUGCGAUAGAUGGUCCAGAAGAUAGGAUAGUCAGUGCGGGAAUAGGCAGUGGCAGUUCGAGAUUGUUACGAAGUGUUUCAAGGCCGCAAAGCGAGGAAGAAGAAGACGAUUGCGACUACAGUCCAGAUGAAGAAGAAUGGAAGAAGACAAUCAUGGUUGGUACUGACUACCAAGCAGCAAUACCAGAAGGUCUAUGUCGUUACGACGAUGCGUUGCCGUAUGAGAAUGAAGAUAAGAUGUUGUGGGAUCCCAGUCAUAUAUCCGAAGAAGAUACGGAAGAAUUUUUGGAACGCGCGCAACUUCCGGCGGUAAAGGGUGGCUCAUUACCGGCUGGAUCUCAUAUUAGGGAUGACGAACAGGCCUUGUAUCUUCUAUUGCAAUGCGGUUACAACCUCGAUGAAGCAUUGCGAAGACGUCGAAUGAACGUACUUCCUCCUACGGAUGCAGUGAGUCUUUGGUCAGAAGAGGAAUGUCAUAAUUUUGAAUCUGGAUUGCGCACUUAUGGGAAAGAUUUUCAUCUUAUACAAAAGAAUAAGGUGAGAACAAGAUCUGUUGGAGAGUUAGUGCAAUUUUAUUACUUAUGGAAGAAAACGGAGCGGCAUGACAUAUUUACGUACAAAGCUCGAUUAGAAAAGAAAAAAUAUGCUCUGCAUCCUGGUAUCACCAGGGACUAUAUGGACCGAUUCCUGGAGGAACAAGAGGGAGUGCGAGAUCGCAGCAGUUCGCCUAACGUCCAUUGUUUGCUGUAUGGUGACGCUAAACGACAAAGAUCCAGCACCAACGUGAUUAAUAAUGACGAAUCCAAAUCGACAGAGCCUUGGGAUGGAAAUGCUGUCGAUCCGUUGGCAGAGAUCAACGGUCCAACGGCGCCGCCACCACCGCCACCUCCACCACCACCGCCCUUGGUAACGUCGGCUGCAGUUACCAUGUCCUCCUCAAUGUGCAAUUCCAGCGCUUUAACUACACCGACGUACUGUUCGUCGUCAAUUAGUCAUCCAGACUGUCCUUCGUCCGAAUCGGGUUGUGCGAACUCGCUAGCAGACCGCUGGAGCGACCUAGCGUCUCGAAGUCAACCUACCUCCUCCGUCAUCACAACGAUAACGAUCAAUACUACCACAGCUACUAUGUCUACGACAAUGGUUACAGGCCUCGGCUCGACAAAUACAGUUACUACUAGUUCCACCGCCUCUGCCGCUGCUGUCUCCAAUAAUUACUAUCAUCAGCGAGUAACAUCAUCUAGGAGCAAUGAUUCCCACGAUACACCCUCACCUGAGAACAUUUUACCUCAUUUGCCCCCUUAGCGUCUAAUUCGACCUUCAGGUGUUCAGCCUGAAAGGCGGCGGAUGUCUUUACGCGGUGUGCCUAACUCGGCACUCACAUCAUCGCUAAUGUCUUAACGCAUAAUAAUAUUCAUUAAUAUCAAGGAUUAUAUUUUUAUACCGUAUCGUAAUUAUUCAUUGUCCUUAGCACGUGAGUGCAUAAUGUUAUAUAUAGUAAUGCGGAAGAUGAAGGAAUGUGCAUUUGCGAGGAAAAGAGACUAAAGUAUAUAUAUAUAUUAUAUAUAUAUAUUGUAUGUAAGAUUCAAAAUAAAAAUUAAAGAUAAUUAAUUGAGCGAAAAACGAGCGGGGAUUACUGUAGCUUUCUCUAUUUUUCUUCUCCCCGUUUCUGAAGAAAUAUUCUAGAAAAAAGGUGUAUUUAGAUUGAAAUUGAUAUCUCGGUUGAAACCGUAAUAGUUACAGUCAGUGAAUCGACAGAGAACUGAAACGGCAUCACAUGCACCAUUAUUGUAAUUAAUAUGUAAUUCACAAUUUGUCCAAAGCACAUCUCUGUCUUUGGAUUGGCAAUAAAUUUGUAAAAGACGAAAUCUCGUGGAACUUGUCAGUUCAAACCAAAAUAAAUAAAAAGUAAUAAAUGUUCA
This is a messenger RNA of Formica exsecta, 3347 nucleotides long. Its product is annotated as mesoderm induction early response protein 1. Gene Ontology annotation, molecular function: transcription corepressor activity; histone deacetylase binding. NCBI's taxonomy places the organism in Eukaryota, Metazoa, Arthropoda, Insecta, Hymenoptera, Formicidae. Gene Ontology annotation, cellular component: nucleoplasm. The transcript has 6 exons. The record is from RefSeq and is a predicted model, not a curated record. Gene Ontology annotation, biological process: negative regulation of transcription by RNA polymerase II. The coding region runs from base 913 to 2730 and encodes 605 amino acids.